UCCCAAAGUGCUGGGAUUGCAGGCGUGAGCCACCGCGCCUGGCCAACAUAUAGUUUUAAAGGAAACUUUGUGCAACUGGGAAGGAAACCAGGUGAAUGCAGAAUCACAGAUGCCAAAGGAAGAGCAAAUUCUAUAGUGGCAACAGUGAUUGGGAAUGUCAGGCCCUAAAGAGAACCUGAGUAGCAUGAAGCAUGAGGGACUGUGUAUGCCACAUGGUGACUGCAUAGAAAGCUGUUUCAGGGCUACCAAGGAGCAGAACCAUUGAGAAGGUAAAGUAGGAGAGAGAUGCAUAGAAUCGUAGCUUGAGGGACAAGGGAAGGUGUUUUAUUAGGAUAAUAGAAGCCUAAAUACGUUUGCAGGUUGGAGGCAAGGAGCCAGUAAAACGGAUUAAAACUGAAGAAUUAACAAGGAUUAAUUAAUCAAUCAAGACCUCCAGAGCACUGGUUGUCAACCCUUUCUUGACAUAAAACUCACCUAGGACCCUUAUUAUAAUACUAACCCCUGCUCUUGAUUCUGAUCAGGAUUAUUGACUAGUUUUCCCAGGUGAUUCAAAUCUGUAUCUAGGUAUGAGAGUCACUGACGUAGAAGAACUGGACAUUGGAUUAAGACCACUAUAGAUGGUUAUUUUGCAAUGACAAAGGCUCUCUUUUUCCUCUGAGAUGAGGGUAGUAUAGUACUGGGGUGGAGGAGUAAGAAAAGGAUGAAUUAAUAGCAGAAACAUUUAGAAAGACUUUGAAAGAACUCUUGAUGAAUGGCUUCAAACCGAGAAAGCAGAAGGUGAGAUGCUUACAUUAAGGGUGCAAAAGUAAGAUUGGGCCAUGAAAGAAAUUUAAAGCAUUCCAAAUAACUAUUAAGAUUUCCACAGAGAUAAACAAACUGUCCAAUUACUGCUUUAUUCUCUCUACCCUUAUUAGUUGGCCAUGCCUUUAUAAAGAAAGGGCAUUACUGUGUUUCCUGUUACUCUUAUGAAAAAGUGAAAAAGAAAUAUUAUAAUUGGGGAAGAGCUAGAACAAUAGUAACGUUAAUAUAGCCUUAGUGAAGACUUUAAAUAAGGGGAUCAACAAUAAGGAAAUCUAAGCAGUGCAUUGAGAUCUCUGUGAAAUCACUGAGAAUUCAUCCUUGAUGGGAUCUUGGAGAUUAUCUCACCCACCUCCUCCCAUUUAAAUUAUGAGUAAACUAGGAUUCAGGGAGAUUCUGUGAUUUGACCAUCAUCAAACAGCAAGUUAGCAACACCAAGAGACGCUGAAAUGAAGCCUUGGAGCCCCACACCAGUGCCUUCAGCUCCUGCACACACUUGGCCUCCUGACCUCUGUCAUGAGGUUCCUGGUUAGAAAUGGCUGUCGUUCUUUUGGGAGGAUUAAUAAGAAAAUCUGUAUGUUGCUUUUAGCCCUUCACAAGAGAGAGAAAAAAAAAUAUGUUCGAUUUCUUCUUUAUUGCUGUUAUUACGUGAACCAGAUUGAAUUGCUGCAUCUCUGAAGAGUUUCUUAUGACUAGUGUGAAGUGUCCCAUUUUAACCCACGUCAAUUUUAAAUUGCCCAUAGAAUACACAGAUAACUGACUGUAAUAAUUCAGUUGCCACACUCAAUACAUUGUUUGAAAUCCAAUGAAAGGCAAAAGGAAAACUUCCAGUCCUACAGAAUCAGCAGGAUAGAUCCUGCAAGCUGUAACAGGACUUAUUUGAAUUAAUUAAAAAGGAGCUGGGUGUGUAGUAACAAGAUCAGUGGGUCUCCUCUGCGUGGCUACAAUACAAGGGUAGGAACUGCAAUCCUCUGGGCCUGGGGUUUUUUAAAUCUGUAAAACAAGAUGAAUAAGCUAGAACACUUCUUCCAGAAUUAAGUCUCUCUCAUUUUUGUCUGUAUUUUAAUUUUUUCAUCCCUCCACCAAUAUUUCUAAAAUAGUUAAAAUCAAACUAUGAAGACUAUUUCAAGGAUCAUAGUUGCAGGUUUUUUAAAUUACAAAUAAAUUUAUGGCUCAAUUUCAGGUUCCUUAUCUGUAAAAUAGAGGAGCAUUGGUGUAAAUACUCUAAACUCAGCUCUGUGCUUCAGUGGGCUUUUCACUACCUUUAGUUAGUUGCACUAGGCUGGUUGCUAUUUACUUUGCAUGGUUGACUGCUCUCUUCCCACAUUGUGUGCCAGGAAGGGCACUGCACCUUGGUACAAACACUGCUGGGCACCUUUCUGUUUUCCUUCUUUGCUUCAUCCUAUACAAGUAUGCAGUACACUCUUGGGUUGUUUCAUGAGCCCUGGGGGCACGUUGGAAGGAACUGAGAGAAAGAGCAACAAAGCGGCGAGUGGUGUGACAGGGCAGCAUGCACUGUGGGUCUUUUUGCCAUUCCUCCAGGACAUCCAACGUAAGGAAAGGAGACCCUGGACCAACAUUCUCUAAGAUGUUUAUAUGGACCAGUGGCCGGACCUCUUCAUCUUAUAGACAUGAUGAAAAAAGAAAUAUUUACCAGAAAAUCAGAGACCAUGACCUCCUGGACAAAAGGAAAACAGUCACAGCACUGAAGGCAGGAGAGGACCGAGCCAUUCUCCUGGGACUGGCCAUGAUGGUGUGCUCCAUCAUGAUGUACUUUCUGCUGGGAAUCACACUCCUGCGCUCAUACAUGCAGAGCGUGUGGACCGAAGAGUCUCAAUGCACCUUGCUGAAUGCAUCCAUCACGGAAACAUUUAAUUGCUCCUUCAGCUGCGGUCCAGACUGCUGGAAACUUUCUCAGUACCCCUGCCUCCAGGUGUACGUUAACCUGACUUCUUCCGGGGAAAAGCUCCUCCUCUACCACACAGAAGAGACGAUAAAAAUCAAUCAAAAGUGCUCCUAUAUACCUAAGUGUGGAAAAAAUUUUGAAGAAUCCAUGUCCCUGGUGAAUGUUGUCAUGGAAAACUUCAGGAAGUAUCAACACUUUUCCUGCUAUUCUGAUCCAGAAGGAAACCAGAAGAGCGUUAUCCUAACCAAACUCUACAGUUCCAACGUGCUGUUCCAUUCACUCUUCUGGCCAACCUGUAUGAUGGCUGGAGGUGUGGCAAUUGUUGCCAUGGUGAAACUCACACAGUACCUCUCCCUACUCUGUGAGAGGAUCCAACGGAUCAAUAGAUAAAUACAAAAGUGGAUAAAAUAAUUUCUGUUAAAGCUCAAAUACUGUUUUCUUCCAUUCUUCACCAAAGAACCUUAAGUUUGUAAUGUGCAGUCUGUUAUGAGUUCCCUAAUAUAUUCUUAUAUGUAGAGCAAUAAUGCAAAAGCUGUUCUAUAUGCAAACAUAAUGUCUUUAUUAUUCAAGAGAAUAAAUAACUGUUUUGUGUUGGUUGGUGGUUUUCAUAAUCUCAUUUCUGUACUGGAACUAGUACUUUCUUCUCUCAUUCUGCCAAAAUAGGGCUCAGUUAUUCAUUUGCCAAGCUUUGUGGAGGAAUGUAGGUGACAUCAAUGUGAAAAAGUCUGUGUUCUGAGUUGUCAGAUCUCUUGAAGACAAUAUUUUUCAUCACUCAUUGUUUACUAAAGCUACAGCCAAAAAUAUUUUUCUUUUCUUAUUCUAAACUGAGCCCUAUAGCAAGAGAAAGGACCAGACUUCCUAAUUAAAGGAAGUUAGGUACUUUCCUUGUAUUUUUUACCAUAUCACUGUAAAGAAGAGGGGAAACCCAACCAGCUACUUUUUUUCAUCACUUUUUAUUCAUAACUUCAGAUUUUUAAAACUAAUUUCCAAAAUACAAGCUGUUUUCAUUAGCCAAUUCUAUAAUAUCUUCCUGUGACUUAUGUAGAAAAUGAACAGACCCCUUUUCCAUUUAAGACCCUUCUACUGUGUGAAGAGAUGAUACCUACAAGGAGUAUCAUUACCUUUGAGUUGACUGAAUGUUGGUAGGUGCUCCAUUACAAUUCAGAAAAGCCUGUGUUACUGAUACUUGUGUGGAAAUCUUUAUUUCAUUUCAAUUUACCUGUUAGAUGGUAAAAUUAAGAUGCUACUUGCUGGUAAAAAUUGGUGGACCGGUUUCAAUGGGUAAAUCUGUUGUAGCAAAUUAACGUGUUGGAAUAUUGCUCUUUGGGAAUUUGUGUUUAAGUUAAUGAAUGUGUAGUAUCUCCUUCUGACAAGUGUUCCCUAUUGGAAUUUUAAAGCUAUGUGCACAGAAUACUAGUCUCUUCUACAUGUUUUAUUUUUCUAUUUACAACUCCCUUUUUUGUUGUUAUAUUUUAUACACAGAAUAGAUCUUUUUUCUAACACAUAUUUGAACUGAAUAACAGACUUAAAGAAAGCCUUUGUUCACAUUACUAUUUACUUAUUGUGUUUGGGGGAAAAUAUGAGGGAUUGAUUUUAAAUAAAAAGCAUUCCAUCUUUCAUUUAAUAUCAAUAUCAAAAGAAGAAGACAAACAUUUAUCUUUCUCAUCUAUAUUUAAGUACCUUUUUGUAAUGUAGUAUCAAAGUAUUUUAGGUAUUGCAAAAUUUUACAAAUCAUUUGUGGAAUGAAUGGUAAAACUAAUCUGAUGAAGUGGAAAAUUAUUCUGCAAUAUUGUAAUUCAUAGUUUGACUUUUCAUAAGCAAAUAAAUCCUUAGGAUGUAAUCAGGACUUCAAAUGUGUAAUUAAAAUUUCUUUUAAAAAAUCUA
This is a messenger RNA of Cercocebus atys (sooty mangabey), 4588 nucleotides long. It is a transcript of the gene KCNMB2, whose product is annotated as potassium channel subfamily M regulatory beta subunit 2. Gene Ontology annotation, biological process: detection of calcium ion; potassium ion transport. The transcript is spliced from 5 exons. NCBI's taxonomy places the organism in Eukaryota, Metazoa, Chordata, Mammalia, Primates, Cercopithecidae. Gene Ontology annotation, molecular function: potassium channel regulator activity; calcium-activated potassium channel activity. Gene Ontology annotation, cellular component: voltage-gated potassium channel complex; membrane. The coding region runs from base 2309 to 3094 and encodes 261 amino acids. The record is from RefSeq and is a predicted model, not a curated record.